Populus nigra (black poplar) is the source of this 2957-nucleotide messenger RNA. RefSeq names its product pentatricopeptide repeat-containing protein At5g03800. Gene Ontology annotation, biological process: RNA modification. Gene Ontology annotation, molecular function: zinc ion binding; protein binding; RNA binding. The record is from RefSeq and is a predicted model, not a curated record. Bases 79 to 2826 code for a protein of 915 amino acids. Lineage: Eukaryota; Viridiplantae; Streptophyta; Magnoliopsida; Malpighiales; Salicaceae. The transcript has a single exon.
CUCUUAGCAAAUUAAACACAGUAUCUAAAACAGUUGCAAUUUUGUAAAAGAGGAGACUAUGGUGGCCGCCUCUUAUUCAUGGCUUCCAUUUCUCAAACCCCCGUUACCACCGCUAUCACCCUAUCUCCCUUAUGUCUUCCAUCUCAAAACUACUUUUACUUCCCUUCAAAACCACCACCAACCACCAGCCAACCACCGCCUCAACCGCUUACUUCACACGUUCUCUCUAAACCCAAUCACCUCCACCGCUGUCAUUUCUCCUCCUGCACCUCUCAAUUCCUCCUAUCCUCACCCCUUUCUCUCACUAAACCCCAAAAUCUUGAAUCCUCUUUCCCUUUAGACUCUAAUUAUCAUUCUCCUCAGACCAACACUGACUGUCUCAUUGAAGUUGACGAUUUAUUCAAUUUGCUUCGCUUGUCGGUCAAGUACACUGACAUUGAUCUUGCAAGAGCCUUACAUGCUUCCAUUCUCAAACUUGGAGAGGAUACCCAUCUGGGCAAUGCUGUCAUAGCAGCUUAUAUCAAGUUGGGUCUUGUUGUUGAUGCUUAUGGGGUUUUUAUGGGAAUGUCUACUCCCGAUGUGGUGUCUUACAGUGCUUUAAUUUCGAGUUUUUCUAAGUUGAAUCGAGAAACUGAAGCCAUCCAACUUUUCUUUAGAAUGAGGAUUUCAGGUAUUGAGCCUAAUGAGUACAGUUUUGUUGCUAUUUUAACUGCCUGUAUUCGGAGUUUGGAAUUGGAAAUGGGUUUGCAAGUUCAUGCUUUGGCAAUCAAGUUGGGUUAUUCACAACUUGUUUUUGUUGCCAAUGCCUUGAUCGGUUUGUAUGGAAAGUGUGGUUGUUUGGACCACGCGAUUCAUUUGUUUGAUGAAAUGCCUCAAAGAGAUAUUGCGUCAUGGAAUACCAUGAUUUCGAGUUUGGUGAAAGGUUUAUCAUAUGAAAAAGCCUUAGAACUGUUUCGUGUCUUGAAUCAAAAUAAGGGGUUUAAAGCUGAUCAAUUCACGCUUUCGACUCUUUUGACUGCUUGUGCUAGGUGCCAUGCUAGGAUACAAGGCAGAGAGAUUCAUGCUUAUGCCAUUAGAAUUGGAUUAGAGAACAAUUUGAGCGUGAGCAAUGCCAUUAUCGGGUUCUACACUAGGUGUGGAAGUCUGAACCAUGUGGCGGCUCUGUUUGAGAGGAUGCCAUUCAGAGAUAUAAUUACUUGGACUGAGAUGAUCACAGCAUAUAUGGAAUUUGGGUUGGUGGAUUUGGCUGUAGACAUGUUUAACAAGAUGCCCGAAAAGAAUUCUGUGUCUUAUAAUGCACUUUUGACAGGAUUUUGCAAAAAUAAUGAAGGGUUGAAGGCACUCAAUUUAUUUGUUAGAAUGGUCCAAGAAGGAGCAGAGUUAACAGAUUUCACAUUGACUGGUGUCAUUAAUGCUUGCGGAUUGCUCUUGAAAUUGGAAAUCAGUAGGCAAAUUCAUGGGUUUAUCAUCAAGUUUGGUUUCAGGUCAAAUGCUUGUAUUGAAGCAGCCCUGAUUGAUAUGUGCUCAAAGUGUGGAAGGAUGGAUGAUGCUGAUAGGAUGUUUCAAAGUUUGUCAACUGAUGGGGGUAACUCAAUAAUCCAAACAUCAAUGAUAUGUGGCUAUGCUCGAAAUGGGCUGCCAGAGGAGGCAAUUUGUCUUUUCUACCGUUGCCAGUCAGAGGGGACAAUGGUUCUAGAUGAAGUUGCAUUCACUUCAAUACUUGGCGUCUGUGGAACUUUAGGAUUCCAUGAGGUGGGGAAGCAAAUCCACUGUCAAGCUUUAAAAACUGGGUUUCAUGCUGAAUUAGGGGUUGGAAAUUCCAUAAUUAGCAUGUAUUCCAAGUGUUACAACAUAGAUGAUGCAAUUAAGGCUUUCAAUACUAUGCCGGCACACGAUGUAGUUUCGUGGAAUGGUUUGAUUGCAGGCCAACUUCUUCAUCGGCAGGGCAAUGAGGCCUUGGCUAUCUGGUCAAAUAUGGAGAAGGCAGGCAUAAAGCCGGAUGCAAUCACUUUUGUUUUGAUUGUUUCAUCUUAUAAAUACACCAGCUCAAAUUUACUGGAUGAGUGUCGCAGUUUGUUUCUCUCAAUGAAAAUGAUUCAUGACCUGGAACCCACUUCAGAGCAUUACGCCUCCUUAGUUGGUGUCUUGGGGUACUGGGGUCUCCUUGAAGAAGCAGAGGAGUUGAUCAAUAAGAUGCCUUUUGACCCUGAGGUUUCUGUUUGGCGAGCUUUGCUUGACGGUUGCAGGCUCCAUGCAAACACAAGCAUUGGAAAGCGUGUUGCAAAGCACAUAAUUGGGAUGGAGCCCCGGGAUCCUUCCACAUAUGUGCUUGUAUCAAAUCUAUAUGCUGCUUCUGGGAGGUGGCAUUGCUCAGAAAUGGUCAGGGAGAAUAUGAGGGAUAGGGGGCUUCGAAAGCACCCAUGUCGAAGUUGGGUUAUAAUUAAGAAGCAGCUUCAUACAUUCUAUGCAAGAGAUAAAUCCCAUCCCCAGUCAAAAGACAUCUAUAGUGGAUUAGAUAUACUAAUCUUGAAAUGCCUGAAAGCUGGAUAUGAGCCAGACAUGAGCUUUGUUCUUCAGGAAGUCGAGGAGCAGCAAAAAAAGGAUUUCUUGUUCUAUCACAGUGCAAAACUAGCUGCAACCUUUGGACUUCUGAAGACCAGACCUGGAGAACCCAUUCGGGUUGUGAAGAACAUCCUUCUAUGUAGGGAUUGCCAUACAUUCUUGAAAUAUGCAACAGUAGUCACCCAGAGGGAGAUAAUUUUUCGGGAUGCUUCUGGGUUUCAUUGUUUUUCUAAUGGUCAAUGUUCGUGCAAAGGUUAUUGGUGAUUGUUCUGUACUUACUAACUAGUCUCCUAAGCAUGAAUUCCUACUAGUAUUAGUUGUAUAUUGUUUGUAUUCAAUGGAAAUAGGAGACUCUAAGGCAAAUGGAAAAGAAAGGAAGAAAUUAAUUUAGUUGA